This is a messenger RNA of Scleropages formosus (Asian bonytongue), 1714 nucleotides long. RefSeq names its product 5-beta-cholestane-3-alpha,7-alpha-diol 12-alpha-hydroxylase-like. Gene Ontology annotation, molecular function: sterol 12-alpha-hydroxylase activity; heme binding; iron ion binding. The transcript has a single exon. The record is from RefSeq and is a predicted model, not a curated record. Lineage: Eukaryota; Metazoa; Chordata; Actinopteri; Osteoglossiformes; Osteoglossidae. The coding region runs from base 40 to 1575 and encodes 511 amino acids.
GGAGCUUAGACUGGUUUUAGUGACACAAGGUGAAGGAAGAUGCACAUUCUGUUGCCAGUCCUUCUUGCCAUCUUGGCAUGCUUGCUUGGGGGACUGUACCUCCUGGGGGCCUUUCGCAGGCGUCGCCCCGGAGAGCCGCCGCUGGACAAAGGGCCCAUGCCUUGGCUCGGACAUGUGCUGGAAUUCCGGAGGGACACCUCCAAGUUUCUCCAGAGGAUGAAAAAGAAACAUGGGGACAUUUUCACUGUGCAGCUGGGAGGCUUUUACUUCACAUUCAUCAUGGACCCCCUGUCCUUUGGAGCAGUAGUUAAGGAGUCCAGAGGAAAACUGGACUUUUCCAAGUUUGCAAAGCAGCUGGUGGCGAGGGUGUUUGGCUACAUGACCACGCAGAAUGAACAUAAGCACAUGCAGCUGUCCAGCAACAAGCAUCUGAUGGGAGACGGCCUGGUGGUCAUGACUCAGGCUAUGAUGGGAAACCUGCAGAACUUGAUGCUAUACAGCUUGGGCCAGGGUGACAACCAGAAGACCUGGAAGGAAGAGGCACUGUUCAACUACUGCUACAACAUUUUGUUCCGGGCUGGUUACUUGACUCUCUUCGGCAACGAGGUUGCUUGCUCCUCAAAAAGUCCAGAGAAAGCUGAAGAGCUUGACAGGGUGACCUCCAAUGAGCUCUUCUAUAAGUUCCAGAAGUAUGACAAGCUUUUCCCUGAUUUGGCCUAUGGGGUCUUACCCCCAAGAGAGAAGAUGGAAGCUGAGAGGCUGAAGAGGUUGUUCUGGGACAAAUUUUCUGUUGAGAACGUUAAUAAAAGAGAGAACGUCAGUGGAUGGAUUUUGGAACAUCAGCAGUUCAGGGAAGAGAAUGGAGUGGAGAAGUCCAUGCAGGACCGGUUCAUGUUCGUACUCCUCUGGGCCUCACAGAGUAAUACAGGCCCUACAGCCUUCUGGCUUCUUCUGUACCUCAUGAAGCACCCAGAAGCUAUGAGAGCUGUCCAGAAGGAGGUGGAGGAGGUGCUGAGGGCCACAGAGCAGACGGUGAAGCCAGGAGGCCCCCUCAUUAACCUGACUCGUGACAUGCUGCUCCAGACCCCUGUCCUUGACGGUGUUGUUGAGGAAACCUUGAGACUGACAACUGCCCCAGUUCUUACUAGAGCCGUUGUGGAGGACAUGAUCUUGAAGAUGGCUGAUGGACGCGAGUACAAAGUCCGCCAGGGUGACCGCGUCUCCCUUUUCCCCUAUGUCGCUGUCCAUAUUGACCCAGAUGUCCACCCUGAUCCACUCACUUUCAAGUACGACCGCUUCCUCACACCAGAAGGGACCAGGAAAACAGACUUCUAUAAGAAUGGCAAGAAGGUGAAGUACUACAGCAUGCCCUGGGGGGCCGGGGUGUCCAUGUGUCCAGGCCGCUUCUUUGCCACCGGUGAGGUGAAGCAGUUUGUGUUUCUCAUGCUGUCAUACUUUGAGUUUGAGCUGACGGAUCCAGAAGAGAAGAUUCCAUCGAUUAAUUGCAGGCGCUGGGGGUUCGGAUCCAUGCACCCAACAAGAAAUGUCCAGUUCAGAUACAGGUUGAGGUUCUAAUUAUAAAAGAUAUUCUUGAAUGCUGGUAAUUAGUUUGAUCACAAUGAUGAUUCUAUCCUUCUUCAUCCCUCAUACUUUGUUUUGCUUUGAAUUUGUUUCUAAUGCUUUAUGCUAAUAAAUGCUUUAAUUAAAAUGCAAA